AUGGGGGAGCAAAGCGGCUCUUUUGAAGAGCCUCUGGCAGAGCUCCUCGCUCCGGUGGUGCCGGUGCUGGAGCAGCACCGUGUUUUGGCUCCGCCUGGCGCGGGCCUGGCCCGGCCCCGGCCCCGAACGAGUCCCCUCCCGCGGCUCCGCCCGCAGCCGCCCCGCAGCCGCCCGGCUCCCGGCCCGCGGCCGGCGGCUUCCCCGGUGCGAGCCCCGCCGCCCGUCAGCUCGGCCGCCGGCCCCGAGCCGCCGGAGCCCGGGGAGGCUCGGGAAGCAGCAGCGCCCGGGGCGGGCGGGUGCCCCGGGCAGAAUGGCGAGGGCGCCCGGGAGGGCCCGCUGCUGGGGAGCGGCGGCUGCGGCAGCGUUUACGCCGGGACCCGGCUCGCCGACGGCGCCCCGGUGGCCAUCGGGCGAGUGGCCCGGGAUCGCAUCUGGGAGUGGGCGCGGCUGCACGACGGCGCCCUUGUGCCCCUGGAGCUGGUGCUCAAGUGGAUGGUGUCGUGCCCUGGCUUGGGCGGCGUCGUGCGGCUCCUGGACUGGUUCGAGCUGCCCGACGGCUUCGCGCUGGUCAUGGAGCGUCCGGAGCGCUGCCGGGACCUGUGGCACUUGCUGGAGGCGGGCGGGUCCCUGCCAGAGCCCGUGGCGCGGGGGCUGUUCCGCCAGGUGCUGCAGGCCGUGCGGCACUGCACCAGCCGCGGCGUCCUGCACCGCGACAUCAAGACCGAGAACAUCCUCGUCGACCUGGCCACCGGCGAGGCCAAGCUCAUCUACUUCGGCUGCGGCACCAUCCUCCAGGACACCUUCUACACCUGGAUGGCAGGAACGCAAGAGUACUGCCUGCCGGAGUGGAUCCUCUUUGGCUGCUUCCACGCCCAGCCAGCCACUAUCUGGUCCCUGGGCAUCCUGCUCUAUCACCUGGUGUGUGGGCACCUUCCUUUCAGAACCAGAAGGGACAUCGUCCAGGGCCAGCUCUUCUUCCUGCCCCGGGUGUCUCAAGGCAGAUGUGGCUUCAAGGCACGGGAUCAAGAACGGCUCAAUGGCAUCGUGGUGUCCCUGCAAGCCGAGGCACAGCUGGCGUGUUCUUGA
This is a messenger RNA of Oenanthe melanoleuca, 1086 nucleotides long. RefSeq names its product serine/threonine-protein kinase pim-1-like. The transcript is spliced from 7 exons. The record is from RefSeq and is a predicted model, not a curated record. Gene Ontology annotation, molecular function: ATP binding; protein serine/threonine kinase activity. Bases 1 to 1086 code for a protein of 361 amino acids. Gene Ontology annotation, biological process: negative regulation of apoptotic process; protein autophosphorylation; regulation of mitotic cell cycle. Gene Ontology annotation, cellular component: cytoplasm. NCBI's taxonomy places the organism in Eukaryota, Metazoa, Chordata, Aves, Passeriformes, Muscicapidae.